AUGGCCGCCAGGAUCACCCUCCAGAGCUACCUCAAGGCUCCCAAGACGACAUCCCUCGCCAAUGGCAUCAAGAACACGCGCAGUAUCGCGACCUUCAAGGUGCCAGCGGUGAACAACGAGCCCAAUCCUACUUACUCCAGAGGUACUGUGGACCGCGAAAAGCUCGCAGCUGCUCUGAAGAGCUUCAGACAGCAAGCUCCCAUUGAUGUGCCUGUCAAGAUUGCCGGCAAGACUAUCUCCAACCAGACCAAGCUCUCGCAAUCCGACCCUUCGGCCCACGCCAACUCUGUUGCAUCCUACAGCAACGCCUCCUCCCAGGACGUCUCAGCUGCCAUCGAUGCCGCUCUGGCCGCUAAGCCAGCAUGGGAGAACCUUCCCUUUGCCGACCGUGCUGCCGUCUUUCUCAAGGCCGCCGACCUGAUUGCUGGCAAAUACCGCUACGAAAUCAUGGCUGCUACCAUGGCCGGCCAGGGCAAGAACGCAUACCAGGCUGAGAUCGAUGCCGCUGCUGAGCUUUGCGACUUCCUCCGCUUCAACGUUCAGUAUGCUCAAGACACAUACGCUCACCAGCCCACACACAACUCCCCCGGAGUCUGGAACCGUGUCGAGUACCGUCCUCUCGAGGGCUUCGUUUAUGCUGUAUCGCCUUUCAACUUCACUGCCAUUGGAGGCAACCUUGCGUGUGCCCCUGCUCUGAUGGGCAACGUCGUCGUCUGGAAGCCCUCGCCCGCCGCCAUGGCUUCCAACUACCUUCUCUACAAGAUCCUUCUCGAGGCUGGCCUUCCCGAAGGUGUCAUUCAGUUCAUCCCCGGUGAUGCUGCAGAGGUAACCAAGGUUGUCCUCGCCCACCGUCAAUUCGCUGCUCUCCACUUCACCGGCUCCACUUCUGUCUUCCGUAGCCUGUACGGUCAGAUCGCCAAUGGAGUUGCUGAGGGCCGCUACCAGGGCUACCCUCGUAUCGUCGGUGAGACUGGUGGUAAGAACUUCCAUCUCAUCCACCCCUCAGCCGAUGUCUCCAACGCCGUCAUCAACACCGUCCGUGGUGCAUUCGAGUACCAAGGUCAGAAGUGCUCUGCCACUUCCCGCGCAUACUUCCCUGCCUCGCUAUGGAGCAGCGUGAAGGAGGGUCUCAAGUCCGAGACCGAGAAGCUGAAGAUUGGCGACCCCGAGGACUACUCCAACUUCAUCGGACCCGUCAUCCACCAAGGCAGUUUCGACAAGUUGAGCAAGGUCAUCGACGAGGCCAAGAACGACUCUGAGCUCGAGCUCAUCGUCGGCGGCAAGUAUGACGGCUCAAAGGGCUUCUACAUCCACCCCACCAUCUAUGCCACAAGUAACCCCAACCACCCUCUUCUCAAGCAAGAGCUUUUCGGCCCCGUCCUCUGCGUCUACGUCUACGACGACGCUGCUCCCAACGCCUUUGCCAACAUCUGCAAGGACAUUGACGCCUCUUCCGACUAUGCCUUGACUGGUGCAGUGUUUGCUCAAGACCGCUAUGCCAUCCGCUUCGCCGAAGAAGCUCUCCGCAACACCGCUGGUAACUUCUACAUCAACGUCAAGUCUACCGGAGCUGUUGUUGGUCAGCAGCCUUUCGGUGGUGCCAGAGCAAGCGGUACCAACGACAAGGCUGGCAGUGCAAACCUUUUGGCUCGCUUCGUCAGCAUGCGUGCCAUCAAGGAGGACUUUGUCGGCAGCAACCAGGUCAUCUACCCCAGCAAUGAGGUUUAA
Aureobasidium subglaciale EXF-2481 is the source of this 1728-nucleotide messenger RNA. RefSeq lists its product as uncharacterized. The record is from RefSeq and is a predicted model, not a curated record. Lineage: Eukaryota; Fungi; Ascomycota; Dothideomycetes; Dothideales; Saccotheciaceae. Gene Ontology annotation, molecular function: L-glutamate gamma-semialdehyde dehydrogenase (NAD+) activity. The coding region runs from base 1 to 1728 and encodes 575 amino acids. The transcript is spliced from 3 exons. Gene Ontology annotation, cellular component: mitochondrial matrix.